UGAUAGAGACCGCUGACCUAUCACCAGGCUUUAGUUGAGUCCUUCCUCUCUCGUUCCCCUGAGAAUCUCUUAAUUGUUCGGCAACGAAGCAAAACAAAAGAAAAAAAAAAGAAAGUUUUUUUCUCAAUCUCUCUCUGGAUCUAGCUGAGCAGCAUUGCAGCCGUGUAUAAGCUAUGGUGACAAUCCGGAGCGUUUCAGUGUUUAUCCUUGUUCUGCUGGCUGUAUCAUCCCUAGCUUUGUUUGCAAAUGGGGAAGACAAGACGAUCAAAGUGAAGAAAGUGAAGGGGAAGAAAGUGUGCACUCAGGGAUGGGAAUGCGUCUGGUGGUCCGAAUACUGCUGUAACCAGACCAUAUCAGAUUACUUUCAGGUUUACCAGUUCGAGCAGCUCUUCGCCAAAAGAAACACUCCCAUAGCUCAUGCCGUUGGUUUCUGGGACUACCAGUCUUUCAUUACCGCCGCUGCUCUCUUUGAGCCUCUCGGGUUUGGUACCACUGGUGGAAAGCUCAUGGGACAGAAAGAAAUGGCUGCCUUUCUCGGUCAUGUCGCCAGCAAAACCUCCUGUGGUUAUGGAGUCGCAACAGGAGGGCCUUUGGCUUGGGGUCUUUGCUAUAACAGGGAGAUGAGUCCAAUGCAAUCUUACUGUGACGAGACCUGGAAAUACAAGUACCCUUGCAGCCCUGGAGCUGAGUACUACGGACGUGGUGCUUUACCCAUUUACUGGAACUUCAACUACGGUGCAGCUGGGGAAGCCUUAAAGGCCGAUCUCUUGAACCACCCUGAGUACAUCGAGCAGAACGCCACACUUGCCUUCCAAGCUGCUAUCUGGAGAUGGAUGACGCCGAUAAAGAAAGCUCAGCCCUCUGCUCACGACAUCUUUGUUGGUAACUGGAAACCAACCAAGAACGAUACUCUGUCCAAGCGUGGCCCGACUUUUGGCACCACCAUGAACGUUCUGUACGGAGAGUACACGUGUGGUCAAGGCGACAUUGAGCCGAUGAACAACAUAGUCUCGCACUACUUGUACUUCCUGGACCUCUUGGGUAUUGGAAGAGAAGACGCCGGUCCAAACGAGGAGCUCAGUUGCGCUGAGCAGAAAGCAUUCAACCCUGCAACUGCACCUACUUCUUCCACUUCGUAAGUCUCUCUCCUCCGUAUUUGCGGUUGUUCUCAAGAUCCUUUGCUUCUUCACUCGACAAGUGUUUACGUAAUAAGUGUGCUAUUUUUCUUUAGGGGUUGUCCUCCCUGACUCCCUGUAGAACUUAUACAAACGAAAUUUUAUAUCUGUAUGUAUGUCGUAUUGAAUGCAUUGUUAUAUUUGCAGAGUGUGUAAAAGUAACUGAAAGCAUGUAAACCAUUAAUGUGUGUUGCAAAUGAUGUUUCUAUUCAUUUUUAUUAUAUCA
Messenger RNA from Raphanus sativus (radish), 1401 nucleotides. Its product is annotated as chitinase-like protein 1. The transcript is spliced from 4 exons. Bases 174 to 1139 code for a protein of 321 amino acids. The record is from RefSeq and is a predicted model, not a curated record. Gene Ontology annotation, biological process: cell wall macromolecule catabolic process; carbohydrate metabolic process; chitin catabolic process. Gene Ontology annotation, molecular function: chitinase activity. Lineage: Eukaryota; Viridiplantae; Streptophyta; Magnoliopsida; Brassicales; Brassicaceae.